AUUUCUUUGCUUAUUGCUUUCCUCCAUGUUCCUCUUUAAUCAUUUCAUUAAGAAAUUUGAUUUAUCUCCCACACCCACCAAAAGGGCCUCUUAAUUUGCCCCACCAUCUACGGUAUACUAUCACUGAAAGUUGUAAAGUUUUAUGAUUCCUGUCAAACUCCCACCAUGGCUCUCUGCAAUUCAAUUGCAACAAGACGCAGCCUGCAAAUAGAGGCUCAUUUGGGCUAACACGUCGCAUAUGAGAAUGAAUAUAAGGAUGUGACAGUGUCAUCGGAAGGAAUACUGCGCAUUUAAAGAAACUUGUCUUCACUUCCCUUCUCUUAUCCCUUCUUCCUCUUCAUUUACAUCCUCUCAAUACAAAAUCUUGGUCCCCAAAUGAUAAUUUUGUUACUUAUAAUCUAAUCUCUCAAUUGCUUCUAGUACUAGAGCUCCAUCAACAAGAAACGAAACACCCCACAAUGAAGAAAUUUUCCUUUCCGGAUUCUGUAACUUUCGCGGAAAAACCAAGCCAAUUUGCGGAAUGCUGGUUUGACGAUGCAUGCAUCCUUGACAUGGACUACUUUGUGAAGACCAUAGCCGGCAUAAAAGAGAAGGGCGUCCGGCCUGACCUCAUUGGCUCAAUCAUAGCUCACUAUGCAUCAAAAUGGCUGCCGGACCUGUCCAAUGACGACUCAAAAAUGGGUCUAACAAACUUCGAAGAAUCAACAGAAAGUGUCACUGCUUCAUGGAUGAAGAAGAGGUUUUUCGUUGAAACUUUAGUGGGAAUUUUACCUCCUGAGAAGGACUCUCUUCCUUGCAACUUUCUUCUUCGCCUUCUCCGAAUUGCUAACAUGGUGAACGUGGAGCUGACCUUCAGAGAGGAGUUGGAGAAGAGGAUUUCAUGGCAACUGGAUCAAGCUUCAUUGAAAGAGAUUUUGAUACCAUCAUUUAGUCACACCUGCGGGACUUUGCUUGAUGUUGAGUUAGUUUCGAGGCUGGUGAAGAGAUUCAUUAACUUGGAUAGUGAAGGAGCUAAAAGUGGAGCUGCUUUGGUUAAAGUUGCUAAGCUUGUUGAUUGUUUUUUGGUUGAAGCCGCCAUGGAUUCCAAUUUAAGCUUAUCAGAGUUUGUUGAGCUCGCCAGUGUUCUGCCUAGCCAUGCCCGUGCUACCGACGAUGGACUCUACCGUGCCAUUGAUACUUACCUUAAAGCACAUCCAGGGGUCCCAAAGCAAGAAAGAAAACUUCUAUGUAGAUUAAUUGACAGCAGAAAACUGUCACCAGAAGCAUCACUUCAUGCUGCCCAGAAUGAACGUUUACCUGUUCGAGCAGUGAUUCAAGUGAUUUUCUCUGAGCAAUCUAAGCUCAAUAAACAGCUCGAAUGGAGUGGCUCAUUCAGCGGAACCAGGAGCCCUUUAAUUGGGCUCGACCCACCUGGAGCUCGUUGCCUGUCAAAACGAGAAGUGAAUUCUCAGCAAAUGGAGAUAAAGAAGCUGAGAGAAGAUGUGUUGAGGCUUCAAAGCCAAUGCAACUCCAUGCAAGCGCAAUUGGAGAAGUUGAUGGAUAAAAGGAAGGGGUUCUUCAGGUGGAAGAAACUAGGAAUAAUGCCUUCAUCGAAGAUGACGACUCUCAGUGCUGUUGAAGAAAGUGAAAGGGAAGGAGAUGCAAUGUAUGGAAGACAAACGCCUGCAGUGGACAUGAAAACAAGACUGGUUAAAUCAGGCAGGAAUCCUCCAAAGUCGAGAAAAUCCAUGUCUUAAUUUGUGAUAAGAUUUAAAUUGAAAAUUAGUUGGUAAUUGAAGUAAGUAUGUUUCAACUUGUUUGUUAAAUUGGGUUUGAUGCUUGAAUUUGCGAGAAAAUAAUGUGGUGGUUGAGCCUUCAUGUAUAAUAACAUGUUUGUUCUUAGUUACAUAGAAAAAAACAUAUAAUCGGAUAAUAAUAUGUUAUUA
Molecule: messenger RNA, 1925 nt
Organism: Mangifera indica (mango)
Lineage: Eukaryota; Viridiplantae; Streptophyta; Magnoliopsida; Sapindales; Anacardiaceae
Product: root phototropism protein 3
Exons: 2
Coding region: 459-1736 (425 amino acids)
Source: RefSeq, a predicted model, not a curated record